AUGUUCUUCACUAUCCAUGUCCUUUGUGCAAGCCUAGCUACUCUAGUAGGAGCAAAAUAUAUAGUCCCAGGGGCUCGAUGGCUAGACACGGACGGCAAUCUUGUCAACGCCCAUGCUGGUUGUAUUACCACUGAUCCAGACACUGGUCGCUUCUAUCUGUUUGGAGAAUACAAAGUUGAAGGCCAAGUGGAAGGUGGUGGUGUUUCUGUGUACAGCUCUGAUGAUCUGGCAACUUGGGAACAUCAUGGGCAGGCUCUACAGCCCAUCGAGGGACAUCCCUAUAUAUCUCCGCAGAAUGUGAUUCAACGUCCAAAGGUUGUAUGGAGUGAUGCAUCAAAACAGUACCACAUGUGGUGGCACGCUGACAACAGUACCUACGGCCUACUCCUCCAAGGUCUUGCUACAGCAGAUACCAUAUCUGGGCCCUACACCUUCCUCAGUGCAACAGCCCCGCUUGGGAAUUGGAGCCAGGACUUUGGCAUGUUUACCGAUUACAAGGAUGGCAGAUCGUAUGCGCUAUACUCGAACGGUGAUCGUAAGGAGGGUCGUGAUGUCUAUCUGACUAGUUACAACGAGGAGGUUUCGGCACUGGAUUCGGUCGUCCAUCGAUUCGACAAGUACGACCUCGAAGCUCCAACGAUCAUCCAGACCGACAAAAGCUACUAUGCCCUGAUGAGCCACAAGACUGGCUAUAGACCAAACAAUGUUGUUGUUUUCCGCGCGGACUCUCUUGCCGGUCCGUGGUCUCAACCAUCCUUUGUGUCGCCUUUGAACACAAGAACUUUCAACUCCCAAUCCGGAUUCGCCUUGCGUAUCAAUGGAAGUGCGCAAACUACUUUCUUGUAUAUUGGUGAUCAAUGGGAUUCAAAUUCACUGUGGGAAAGCAGAUAUAUAUGGCUGCCGAUGCACAUUGACGAUGAUAAGAAGACACUCGAAAUCGAGUGGCAUGAUAUUUACGACCUGGACGUCCACACGGGCAAGUGGAAGGCCAUCAGGGGUAGAUCUUACUAUGCUCACGAUGCAAAAGUCAACGGCAAUGCUUUCAAGCAGGAGGCAAGUUUUGCAAGCGGCAACACAAUUGUGACAGGCAUAUAUGGCAAUGACAGUACUGUCACCUUUGAGGGCAUUGAAGGCACUGGGAAGCCUCAGUGGGUAUCCUUUUAUUAUCAAAACACGGAUGACAUGGGUUUCGGUGAUCAACCGGGCGGUUCUCCGGACCGCAUUGGUGGAACCUGGCAGCUCCGGCGCAUCAGCAGCGUCGUCGUGAACGGUGACGAGGAUAAUGUCCAAACUCUGUUCCAACGCGAUACGCACAAAAGCAUCAUACUUUCAACCCCUUUACUACUAAACUUGAACAAGGGCAAGAACAACAACAUCACAGUCGGUGGACUGUACAAUGGAUUCGACUAUAAGGGUGCAGACCUGGACCGUAUUGUGGUCUACCCGCCCGAGGCAGCAUCGAACGGAACGAAGUGGUGA
Pseudovirgaria hyperparasitica is the source of this 1479-nucleotide messenger RNA. Its product is annotated as glycoside hydrolase family 43 protein. Gene Ontology annotation, biological process: carbohydrate metabolic process. Bases 1 to 1479 code for a protein of 492 amino acids. The record is from RefSeq and is a predicted model, not a curated record. The transcript is spliced from 10 exons. NCBI's taxonomy places the organism in Eukaryota, Fungi, Ascomycota, Dothideomycetes, Acrospermales, Acrospermaceae. Gene Ontology annotation, molecular function: hydrolase activity, hydrolyzing O-glycosyl compounds.